This is a messenger RNA of Aureobasidium melanogenum CBS 110374, 366 nucleotides long. RefSeq lists its product as uncharacterized. The transcript has 2 exons. Gene Ontology annotation, biological process: telomere capping. Gene Ontology annotation, molecular function: single-stranded telomeric DNA binding. Lineage: Eukaryota; Fungi; Ascomycota; Dothideomycetes; Dothideales; Saccotheciaceae. Gene Ontology annotation, cellular component: CST complex. The record is from RefSeq and is a predicted model, not a curated record. Bases 1 to 366 code for a protein of 121 amino acids.
AUGAGUAAUUCAUCACCAUUGCCAAGUCGGCUUUGCGCCGUCAGCCAGCUUCACUCGCUGUUUCCAGGCGACAAGGUUCGUUUUCUCGCAUGUGUAACCCAAUACCAUGAACCAACUGCUUCAUUGCUCGUUUUUCACAAGUUUCCUUCUCAAGAACAUCACACCGCUCGAGUCGACAUCAGCCAGCUCCUCGACACCAUCGACCACCAAAACCUUCAGAUUGGUGCUUGGCUGAAUAUUAUUGGGUACAUCACUCCUUCUUCAUCCAGGUCCUGGUCAAAGGUGCAAGCCAUCACCGUAUGGUCUGCGGGCGCCAUCAAUCUGCAGCAAUACGAGACUGCUCUCACCCUCAGACAAACGACGUAG